This is a messenger RNA of Macrosiphum euphorbiae (potato aphid), 303 nucleotides long. NCBI's taxonomy places the organism in Eukaryota, Metazoa, Arthropoda, Insecta, Hemiptera, Aphididae. The record is from the annotation of a GenBank genome assembly.
AUGAGAUAUUAUGAACUAGAACAACUUGAUGAUAGUGCCUACGGAAAUGGGGGAUUCACAACACUUGUGUUUGAUGCCUUUGGACUUGUCCUUGGAUGCCAGACACAACAGAAAUGCAACGUCCUUGGCAGCGAGAACCUUCAUUUGGACACUAGAUCAGAACACAAAGCGUUGGUCAUAUUAAUUCAUAUUAAAAACGUGGUAAAGCAAAUCAAAUAUCAACAGGUCAGUAAUUGUUGUGCGUUAGCAGUCGUUAGUGGUUGCCACAGGUGGAUAGAUGCGUCAUUAAUUCACGUGUGCUGA